AAAGUCUGUGCGGUGCCCAGAGCGGCCACACACACAAUAUCACUGGACCUGGGACAAAAGUAAAUAUUUUACAUGGUAGGCUGCACUGGGGGGGGAGGAGUGUGGACACAAAUGGAAUAUUUGCUUUUCCUACCAUUGGUGGGUAGGCAGCUUUUGUGGAGCUGUGCAAAUUCCUCAGACUUUUGCAUUGUGACCUCACUUUGAACAUAUUUUCUCUUAAUCACCAGCAAUUAAUGAGUGCUGCCCACAAGUGACAUAUUUAUUACAGUAUUUCUCAUGCUCCUAUGGGAAUGGAGGACGGUCAAGGCUGAAGAUAACAUCAACAAGAGAUCUUUGAUGUUCAUCAGUGGAUAUUCCUUAAUGGCUGGAGCUGCAGAGAGACUUGUAUUUGGUUAUGAUAGUUAUGGAAAUGUGUGUGGGAGAAGAAACUCUCCCAUUCCUAACGCUCCUUUUUCUGGAAAAGAUAUGACUAACAGAAAACAUGUUUUCUUUUUGAAUUCAUGCAACCUGAAAUUCAAAAACCUGAAGAUCAAUUCCACUGCACUGUGUGUAAGAAGUUGCCCCCAGGAAAAGCUGACAACGUUGCAGGACCUGCAGCACUUUGCUAAGAAUAAUGGCUCUCACCUAUGUGUAUAUAAACUGAACUACACAGAAUACACAAACCAUCCCAUGGCUUCAGAAUGGUGUCCUGUACUGCCAGUAUCACCAAGCAAGUCUUUCCCACUUUUCAACCGUUGCGUCCCUCAGAACCCUGACUGCUACAAUCACUUUGCCUCGGUUCUCAUCGAUGUGGUUAAUGAGGUGGACUUGUUUCAUCGUGUCCUUAGUGGGAUUAUGGCUGGAAGAGAUAAUGUCAUAGGGUUGAGCAUCCUUGCAGUAGCUUUAUCCGUAGUGAUGGUCGUAUCAUUUCGGUAUAUCAGCACUCUCAUGGUCCACAUCUUUGUAACUUUGCUUAUGUUUGGGCUACUAUUUGUCUCUGGAGUGCUGUGGUGGCUGUAUUCUGAUCAUAUUAAUGGUAUUAGUUAUCAGCUGGAGACUGAGAAGGAAAAUGCAAAGUUUCUACUUGGAUUCUCUAUAGUAUCUACAUUGGCAUCUAUCAUCCUGAUGAUCCUAAUUUUUGUAAUGAGAACAAGGAUCCAGAUGACCAUUCAGCUCUUCAAAGUUGCAAGCAGAUUUAUCAGCCAGAUCCCAUUCCUGCUGGUGCAGCCUCUCUGGACUUUUCUGAUUCUCCUCUUUUACUGGAUACUAUGGGUGGCUGUGCUGCUUAGUAUGGGCACUUCAGGCAGUGCCCAGGUAUCGUCAGAUGGGCAAGUGGAAUUUAAACCUCUGGCUGGAAUUCGAUAUAUGUGGUGGUAUCACUUAUUUGGUCUUAUAUGGACCAGUGAAUUCUUCCUUACAUGUCAGCAUAUUGUCAUUUCUGGAGCGACUGUUUCACGAUUCUUACAUCGAGAUAAAACAAAAGUCAAGCACCCUAUCUUGCCUUCCUUGUCUGUUCUGUUCUGGUACCAUCUUGGAACAGCGAUUAUGGGUUCCUUCUUGCUGGCCCUUUUGAAAAUCCCAAGAAUUAUUGUAAUGUAUUUGUCUCAGCUACUAUAUAAAAAGGAUAAUGCAUGCACCAGGUGUACAUCAAAGUGCUGUUUUGGCUGCUUUUGGAUCUACGAAAAAUGGCUGAAGUGCUUGAAUCAGAAUGCGUACACAGCGACCGUAAUUAAUGGAACCCCAUUCUGUACCUCUGCCAAGGAAGCCUACAGUCUUAUGGCGAAAACUCCCUCCUGCGUCUCAUCGCUGAAAUGCUCUGCGGUAUUCCUUGUUUUACUAGGAAAGGUCUUUGUUGUGUGUUUCACAGUAUUCGGAGGACUAAUGGCUUUUAAUUACCAUCGAGAACUGCAUGUUUGGGUCAUCCCACUGCUGUUAGUUGCUUUCUUUGCUUACCUAGUUGCCCACAGUUUCUUAUCCCUGUUUGAAAGUGUUGUACAAAGUCUGCUCCUGUGUUACGCAAUAGACAUUGAGACCAAUGAUGGUUCACCUGAAAACCCCUACUUCAUGGAUCAGGAGUUGACGACAUUAAUACACCAAAGUAACAGUGACCCAGAGGCGAUAAAGAACAGGCCACUGCAGAACGGAGAGGAUGGAACUGAGCUGCGACCAAUAGCAAGAGCGGACUGAGUGCCUGACAUGUUCUCUAAAUAAAGACAUAUGGUGGAUGACAAACCCCUCUUACCUUGCCGGUACAUUACCUAAACCAGUCGAUUCUUCUGGCAUUUGGGAGAGGCCUAGCCACAAAAAAACGCCUGUGGAUCCUUGAGCCCAAAGGACUGUGUCCAGUGUCAUUUCAUCCAGAAUUCUACAGUGCCUUUUACACUCUACACUAAACUAGGGUGUACUGUUUAUUAAAUUGCAAUAUACACUAUAAAAAAAAAAGCUUUUUGCACUUGCCAUCUUUAUAUUGCUGUUCAUCAUUUUCUUUAAGAUAUACUCAUAUUUUUAAAUAUUACUAUUUGAAAUGUUUGCAGAGCCUGUGUUUUAUGUGCUUUUCACAUUAUGUAACACAGUGAGAAUCAUUAUAUUUUUAUAAAAGAUGUAUGAUAUUAAAUGUUGGACCAGUAUAUAUUUUUUUAAUUUUUGUGUUUUUUCAAGGAGCGCAUCCUACAAGUAUGUGCUGGGAGACCACAGGUACACUUUACAAUAAAUGGUUAUUCCCAAUCGCAGUGUAAAGAAAGA
Rana temporaria (common frog) is the source of this 2721-nucleotide messenger RNA. It is a transcript of the gene SLC44A3, whose product is annotated as solute carrier family 44 member 3. Gene Ontology annotation, cellular component: membrane. Lineage: Eukaryota; Metazoa; Chordata; Amphibia; Anura; Ranidae. The transcript has 14 exons. Bases 277 to 2166 code for a protein of 629 amino acids. Gene Ontology annotation, biological process: transmembrane transport. The record is from RefSeq and is a predicted model, not a curated record. Gene Ontology annotation, molecular function: transmembrane transporter activity.